This is a messenger RNA of Penicillium alfredii, 882 nucleotides long. Its product is annotated as TBCB family protein. Gene Ontology annotation, molecular function: microtubule plus-end binding. NCBI's taxonomy places the organism in Eukaryota, Fungi, Ascomycota, Eurotiomycetes, Eurotiales, Aspergillaceae. Gene Ontology annotation, biological process: cytoplasmic microtubule organization. The coding region runs from base 1 to 882 and encodes 293 amino acids. The transcript is spliced from 2 exons. Gene Ontology annotation, cellular component: microtubule plus-end; nucleus; cytoplasm. The record is from RefSeq and is a predicted model, not a curated record.
AUGGCUUACCAGCCAACACCGGCGGAUAUCUCCGUCGUCAUCACCACCCCGGCUUCGGCCAGGACGGAUGCGGAACCUGGCUUUGUGACAGAGCGCCGCAUCACCCCCACCUGGACUGUGAUGCAGCUGAAGGGGAAGUUGGAGACCAUGACCGGCAUUCCACCGGGCAGCCAACGCUUACGAGUCAAGGUGCCGGGCCGUCCUGAUCAAUGGGCAGACGGAGACGACCAGGUCAUUGGGAUUUGGGGAUUGGGGAAGGGAUCGGAGAUUGAGGUUCAUGACAGCCGGCCGCAGUCAAUGCGGCCCAACUUCACCGACUUGUCAUCCGUCGAAAAAUAUGAACUGCCUGCUGAAACAUACGAGUCCCUGCCGAACUCUGUCCUGGCUUGGAAAAAGAACCAGAAGCUGGGCCGCUUUGAUCCCAAUGCUCUGUCACCAGAGGAAUCUCUACGCCAGCAAGUUCAGAAAGACCAGGCUGAGGUUGCCACGAAAGGUACGUGUGUGUGGAGGCAGCACCGAAUCUUCUUGUUCACUCUGACCCCCCAUAUUGUAGGAAUUGACGUUGCUAAGCGGGCGAUCAUUCUGCCCUCAUCGCCGCCGCACAUUCGACGAGGGACGAUUCGUUUUGUUGGACCUGUGCCAACGAUCCCUAUUCCAGGGUUUGAGCCAGAUGCCGCGAUCCCGGCGGAUCAGCGGUCCCUCUGGGUGGGAAUUGAGCUGGACGAGCCAACGGGGAAGAAUGAUGGCAGUGUGGGCGGUCAACGCUACUUCGAGUGUCUGGACAAACAUGGCGCGUUUGUGAAACCGGACAAGAUCGAGGUGGGAGACUUCCCUCCGCUGGGGCUGGACGACGAGCUCGACGAGCUGAUGGAAGAGAUCUAA